This is a messenger RNA of Silurus meridionalis, 8042 nucleotides long. RefSeq names its product alsin Rho guanine nucleotide exchange factor ALS2 a (gene als2a). The transcript is spliced from 34 exons. NCBI's taxonomy places the organism in Eukaryota, Metazoa, Chordata, Actinopteri, Siluriformes, Siluridae. Gene Ontology annotation, molecular function: guanyl-nucleotide exchange factor activity. The record is from RefSeq and is a predicted model, not a curated record. The coding region runs from base 284 to 5302 and encodes 1672 amino acids.
UAGGGGUGUGUCGCCUGUACUUACUGCGUAGUGCGAUACAAACACUGGCUUGGUCUAUGUAGAAUUCCGGUUGUGUUAUCGCUUGUGUUAUCAAUGACUUUCGGAAACUUCUAAAAAAUGCAACAAAGUCUCUUGGAAAUGUAUAUUCACACAUGUCUCGGGUUAGAUCGUGGUCCCUAAGGAGAGGGUGGAAUUGCGAUGGUGUUCCGAAGUUGUACAUGUUUAUAAGGUGAUGAGAUGAAGACCAGAAGUGUGUGAAGAUGCCAGUGGAGUGGAAACAUUGAUGGAGGUCCAGAAGAGUUCUGAAGAAGAGGAGGGCUCGCAUAACAGAGGUGUGACCUUCAGAUGGCAGGGCUACUCAUGCACUGUUAAACCUGUGAGGGUAAUUCUUUCACAGCCUGUGCUGCAGGCUGCACUGGGGAUCAACCAUGGAGUUUUACUUACAAGUGGUGGCCUUGUAUACAGCUUUGGAGAGCUUCCAUGGAAGAGAGACUUGAAGUCCCAGACAGUUGAACCUGUGCUGGAAAGUGCUUUAACUGGCCACCAUGUGGUCCGUGUGUCUACAGGAAGUUUUCACUGUGGUGCUGUAACAGAGGAAGGUAUAGUGCACAUGUGGGGUGAGAACUCCCAUGGCCAGUGUGGUAUCUCCGGUUUAAGUGUUGUCCCUAAUCCUACACCAAUCAACAUUGUGGAUGAAGAAAUUAUUCCUCCCGAACUCGUCCGGGUCCACGAUGUGGCCUGUGGGGCACAGCACACAUUAGCUCUGUCAAGGAAGCAUGAAGUGUGGUCCUGGGGUAGUGGCUGCCAGUUAGGUCUGGUGACCACUGUGUUCCCUGUGUGGAAGGCACAGAAAGUAGAGCAUCUAUCAGGGAGAUAUGUGGUCCAGAUUGCGUGUGGUGAGUUCCACAGCCUGGCUUUGGUUCGCUCGCUACCCCUUUCAGAAUACACUAAUCAGUCCCAGGACACAUGUGGCCAGUGCAAGCAGCCUCUUUAUAGUUUGAUUGACAAGGAUGAUCAUGUUAUUAUUUCUGAUAACCAUUACUGCCCACUAGGGGUGGAACUAUCAGACACAAAGCCAGCAUCAAAGCAGGCAUCUCCAGCCUUGAUGCCAAAGGUGGAGAUCUCAGCAGAAGUCCCAUCGAGUUCUAUUGUGUUGCCUGGAGAUUUUGGCUCAAGUCAAAUAGCGUUGGAUGUAUCUCACAGUGAUGACACAGCAGGUGUGAAGGAAGUGGAUCACAGUGAUCCAGCCUAUGAGAUUACGACGGCUAGCUCUGAAAGACCACAACAACGCCGUAAACGAACCAAAAGCUCUGUUUAUCCAGAUGAGCAGGCUUUGAAAAACUACCUCAAAAGGAUAUCUGACCAGUCUCAAACAGAACAGUUUGAGAUUCUUUCCAAGAAGGGUUCAUGUCCUCCAAGCCGUCAGACGUCACUCAAGGAUUCUUAUAUACCAGAACAAAACAACAAACCCACAUUCCCAUCAUUGCCCCCAGUCACCAUGAUCAACGAUUUUAAAUCCUCAUUUUCAGAUGAUAUUGCACUGGUGACUUUACAAGACUCUGUCAUAGAUUCUGUCUGUGAUGACACGUUUGAAGAUGCGGUCAUUUCUUGUGACCCUUUAAAAUGUAAUAACUUUGAGGAGGUCUCUGAUGAAAGCUUCUCUACUGAUGGUAACCAAUGUCUGCAUGUGUCACUGGAAGUCAAGAAGAGUGCCAGCCUGACAGACAUUAGGAUUGAUGAUUUAAAUGGAUGUAAUCGCAGAAGAUCAUUACCAGGCUUAAUGUCACCAGUAUCUCCAGCUGUAUUGCUUCGGUGCAACCUUGCUAAAACCAAAGGAAUCAACUUAAACUUAGGGAACUCAGAGAAGGAGAAUCUUCUACCGUCUCUCUCUACAGAGGUGUGGACUUGGGGCAGAGGUCAAGAAGGCCAGCUAGGUCAUGGCGACACUUUGCCCGGGUUACAGCCACUAUGCAUAAAGAGCUUAAACAACAAAGAAGUUAUCAAGAUUGCUGCUGGAUCGUGUCAUUCUUUGGCUUUGACAGCUCAGUGUCAGGUUUAUUCUUGGGGUUGCAAUAAACUAGGCCAGUUGGGUCAAAUGAGCUCUCACAACACUGUACCACAGCAUGUGAAGAUGUCUGAUGGUAUACGUGUCUGGGAUGUGGCGGCAGGGCAGGCACACACUGUGCUGCUGGCUGAUGGAGACUGCUUACAACCCAUAUUGUAUUACACUGGUGAACAGGUGCAGGCAUGGAAGGACUGUCAUGCAAUAACCUACACACAGACACCAACUCUGCUGCCCUUCUUCAUGAAUCUUGGCUAUGUGAGUGGCGUUUUUGCUGGAGGACCGAACUGUUUGGCUCUAGCUGAUCGAAAUGUGAUGGGUUUCAUUGCCACUCUACACGAGAUGGCAUCAGCAGAGAGAAAGUUUAACUGCUUGCUCAGCACAGUGAAGAACCAGAUUCUGCAUCCACUACUGGCUCGGGAAGGAAUAAGCUCAUGUUUGGGCCAGACCCCUAUGCAGCUGUUCAGGAUUAUGGCAGAAAGAUACAGUAAAUUGCGCCAUCUAAUCGGGCAGCACGCCACCUUUCUCAGUGCCUUCCUACAGCACAGAAGAGACGUGAAAUCUCUAGCCAUUUUUCAAAGUACAGACCAUUUCCUAAACACCUAUAAAAAGUAUAGCAGUUCUGUAGGAAACUUCCUUGUCAUGGGAGGAUUCCAGUCACUGGUGAAGCCCUCACAGGAAUGUUUGGGGAAAAAGCUGGAACUGGUACAAAAACUGUUGGACCUUAAAGAGAAGAAAGUCUCGCUGAAUGAUUUGCUAGUAAACCUGUUUUACAUGCCACUGCAACACCUGCAUGACUACAGUAGACUUCUCCUGAAACUGGCUACUUGUUUUGAUGUGGACUCUACAGAAUAUCAAAUGAUUCAAGAUGGCUAUUAUAAAUAUGAGACCUUGGCACAACUUCUAAACAAACAGAGGAAAGAGGUGGAGAACACAUAUAAUUUCUGGAAGAGCCUUUCAGGAAAAAGCUUGGAGUCGCUGAGAAGGCCGCCGCGCCGACUGGUGUGUGAGAGUAGCAAUAAGGGUUUGACCCUGCAGAAUGCUGGCAGAUUCUCAGUCAACUGGUUUAUCCUCUUCAAUGAUGCACUUGUUCAUGCACAGGGUUCCAUUCCAUCUAAGAAGUUUUUUUCCUCUUACCAUAGUUAUCCUCUGGCCACACUUUGGGUGGAACCUAUCUCAGACGAGAAUGUGGGAUUGUUUGGACUGAAGCUAACGACCCCUGAAGAAAGUUUCACUUUGUUGGCAUCUUCAUCGGAAGAGAAGACAAAGUGGCUAAGGGCCAUUAACCAGGCUGUGGAAGAGGUGCUUGGAGUGGGUCAAGAUAAUCAGCCUCUCAAUUUGAGUAGCAGUCAGAGGGCAGAGCCUCCUAUUUCCCGUACUGCCACUUAUAUGUUUACUAAAGAGUGCAGGUUCAAAGAUGCCACAUACGAUGGCCGCUGGCUCUCAGGCAAGCCUCAUGGCAGAGGCACUCUGAAGUGGCCUGAUGGCAGAGUUUACUGUGGGACGUUUAAAAAUGGCUUGGAGGAUGGGUUUGGAGACUGUGUGAUGCCCAACAAGUCCAACAAGUAUGAUCGUUACAAAGGCCACUGGAAGGAAGGCAAAAUGCAUGGAUUUGGAACAUAUUGGUAUGCUACAGGUGAAGUGUAUGAGGGAUCAUUUCAGGAGAACCUACGUCAUGGCCAUGGCAUGCUGAGUAGUGGCAGAUUGGCCUCUUUCGCCAGCAGUGUGUUUGUUGGCCAGUGGGUCCAUGACAAGAAAACUGGCUAUGGCGUAUUUGACAACAUCACAAAAGGAGAAAAAUACAUGGGUAUGUGGCUGGAGGACCAGAGGCAGGGCACCGGGGUUGUUGUCACCCAGUUUGGUUUAUAUUAUGAAGGAGAAUUUAGCAAUAAUAAAAUGCAGGGGACUGGGCUUCUGCUCUGUGAUGAUGACACUUUCUUUGAGGGAGAAUUUUCAGAAGAUUGGACAUUAAAUGGGAAGGGUGUCUUAUCCAUACCUAAUGGAGACUCAUUUGAUGGUAUCUUUCUGGGCGAGUGGGGCUCUGAACUAAAAGUGAGUGGCACCUUUACAAAGCUGUGCCUAUAUGAGACUGAGAAGACAGAGAGUAGGACCUUUGAGGUUGGGCGGUAUGCUGUCCCGUCUGAACAGAAAUGGACAGCUGUGUUUGAGGAGUGCUGGAACCGGCUGGGUUGUGAAACCCCAGGAGUGGGAGAGAAAGAGAGAGCCUGGGAGAACAUUGCAGUCAUACUGACAACCAGCCGCAGGCAGCAGAGCAACAGUAAGGGUGCUCUGAGUCGCUCCCAGUGUAAGAUGCUGGAGAGCUUAGAGAUGAUACCUCAGCAUGUAGGUCCUGUUACUGCUGAAGCCUAUGACGUCAUCCGUCGUUACCUCCUCAAGGCAUGUGAUACUCCACUGCAUCCUCUGGGCUGGCUGCUGGAGACCUUGGUCACUGUGUACAGGAUGACGUAUGUAGGCGUGGGCUCUAACAGAAGGCUUUUAAAGCAGGCUGUGGAGGAGAUCCUGUCCUACCUCGAACGCAUAUUUCAGUUGAUCAGGUUUCUGUUUCCUGGUCUUCCAGAAGAGGGUGGUUUUAUCCCCGAUUCUGAGAGGAAGGCCAGUGACUCUCUGAGCAGCGGCACAUGCUCAAACUCCAACCAGCAGGGUUGGAUUGUCAGUUGCACCACUUUGCUGCUUCCUGUUUUGUUACCUCGUCUCUAUCCUCUUCUCUUCACACUUUACACACAAGAGAGUGAGAGGGAGGAGGAGGUGUAUUGGGAGUGCGUGAUGCGCCUCAACAAACAGCCUGACUUGUCUUUGCUCACCUUUUUGGGUGUGCCCCAAAAAUUCUGGCCAGUCUCAAUUUCUGUUUUAGGAGAGAUAAAGGAUGUGCUGCCAAGCAGUAUAAAUGCUUGUUUUGCUACUGCUGUGGAGACUCUGCAACAGAUCAGCACAACUUUCACUCCUGCCGAUAAGCUUCAGGUCAUACAGCUGACCUUUGAGGACCUCACACAGGAAGUGCAAACCUUGUUGGGUCAGGACUUCCUGUGGUGCAUGGAUGACCUCUUUCCAGUCUUUCUCUACAUAGUUCUCCGUGCAAGGAUCAGAAACCUUGGCUCUGAAGUGAGUCUCAUAGAGGACUUCAUGGAUCCUGCUCUACAGCAUGGAGAGCUCGGACUCAUGUUCACCACUCUCAAAGCUUGCUACUGCCAGAUCCAGAGAGAGAAACCUACAGGCAUGUAGAAGCCACAUUUUUCACAGGUGUAAGACAGCUUUAGUCUUUGGACAGUGUUUUGGAUGCAGUGCAUUCUACAAUAUGAUUCAAAGCUACAGAUUGGAAACUGUUUCGCACAGAACACUGACAUGUUUUCAUGCACCUUCAUUACUGCUUUUAAACUAAUUACAUUUUUAUAAGGAACUAGUUUGUUUAUUAUGUUUGUGUUUUGUUAUUUAACUGAAAAAAUUAGUCAUUUUACUACUGUGUCAGAGUUCAUGCUUUUGGGCAAUGAUUAAUGUUGUACUGCAUAAUGUUUUUUUUCCUCCUACACUGUAUUGUAGCACUACUUACUUUAACAGUUAUUAGUGCAUUAGGGGAGAUUCAGUACAAUUGCGUGACACUUUUUUAUUUUUUAUUUUUUUCUUCUAAACUGUGCAUGAAACUGUGAUUUUUUUUAUGGGUAUAUAAGUGUGUCACCUAUGUGUGACCAUCUGCAUAAAAAGACAGCUGGAUAAAAUUUGAGUGUUUUUUCCUCACACACAUUGAUCUUAAUAUUUCUAGUUGACACUCUUAAUUUCCUUCCGUAGAUGUUUGUCACACAAAAGUUAAAAAGCCAAGUAUUUUACAUUAAUUGUUAAGAGAUUGGGCACUCUCCUUUUGUUUGCACGAGUUUAAGAUGUAACAUUUGUACUUUCCUGCUUUAGUGGCUCACAAACUGUAAAGCAGAACAAACAGUGAUUGCACUGAAGCAGAACACACACACACACACACACACACACACACACACAUUCUUGGUUUUGUUAGAAUAGAAUGCAAAAUGCAGUUGAAGCUGAGCUCUGUAGUAACCUUAUCCCAUCAUCGUUAUGAGCUUUAAAAGGUUAAAAUUGUGCUGGGUCUCCUCUAUAUUUUUUAUUAGGUCUUCAAAUAUUAAGUGGUUACAUUUGGAUAAUUUAUUUUGGAUACAUAUUUGUAUUAUAGACUUUAUUGCUCAUUAAUCUAAAAAGGAUUUGCUAGAAUAUACAGCAAAUCCUGUUUAAAUAAUCUGUUUAUUAUGGUGGUUAAGUUCCAAAACCCCUCCUGAUAAACGGACGCCACCCCAAAAAUGAUAUUUUAUUUAUACAGUACUGUACUGUAUUGUCAUUUUACUUCAAUUAUUUCAAUUAAUAAUUAUAUUUUUAUUAAUACAUUCUAUUAUUUUAACAUAAAACUCCAUAAAAACAAUUCCCUAUAAGUGUUUUGGUCUACCGUGCUAUCCGAAUAUCCGCAUAUUCUGUAUACAUGGCACCCCACACUAUUGUUACUGUUUCUGUGUUAUGGUGUUUUUCCUUUUCUGGUUGUUUUUGAAUUUAAAUACAAUGUCUUUUAAUUAAGCAGAGAAUGUUGUUAAUGCAUGGUUACACGUUUGUAUCUGUUUCUGGAUUUUUGUCUGUUUGACAAUUGUCUGUUUUAUGUAAUGAAUGACUACUGAAAAUCUAACCUAUAAACAUGCUUUCCUAACUGGCCACUUUAGUAGGAAACCCCAGAUCUUUUGUGCAAUUACCCAUCAUGCAGACUCAGUCAUUUCACAGCAAACAUCAGAAAAUGGAAAACUGCUGAGCAUCUCUUUCAUGUUUUUGUUUUUCAUGUGAAAAACCAAAAUAAUUAAAUUUGUGAGAUGAGGUUCUGAGGAAUGAAAUUUUUAAAUCAAGACAAGUCACAGUAGAAUAACAAGACUAAUUGGAGCUGACAGGAAUUCUUCGGUAACUCAAAUAAUCACUUUUUACAGCCGUUAGCAUUCCAAAAUGCACCACAGCAGAACCCCAUGAGGCCAGAGGUAUCUGAGGCUAUAUAUAUAGAGGAGAAUAUCUUUUGAUUAAUAAAAGGACAACAAAAUAAUCGGUGUACAAAUGUUCCUAGUGAUGUGGCCAGUUUUGUAUGUGUGCUUUCAAGCGUUUUCUGGGUGUGCAUGUCUGCUGUAUUUGUAUAUCUAAACUUUCUUACUUUAACUGCAAAGAAAUUGUUUUCCACAUGAAUGACAUAUCUGACAAAUCAAAAACACGGCAGGUAUACCUGGAAAACUGAUUAUUCCAGUCAUGCAAACCUGCUAUCACACACAAACCUGACAAAGCAGUUGCCUGUGUCUCUGUUUAAAUGUUUUAUGUUAACUUAAUGUUACUGUUAAUUGUCUCCUUACUGAUACUGAGAUGGAUACACUACUAGUCAGGUUUUAUAUAUUUUACUUAAUUUAAUUUGGAUCAUUACCAAACAAAAUAUUAUAGAGCAGCAAUUUAAAUAUAUAUUUAAAUAUAUAUCUUUGUAAAACCUGAUUAUAGUGUUUAUUCUUAGGUCUUUUGGAGACUUUAAGGAAGUUCUUUAUUAAAUGAUGCAGGAGCACUGGGAGGUAAAAAAGGUGUUUUAGUGUUAACUUUUAAAUUUAAAUGUGUUAAAAAAAAUCUGAUUUUGUAACAUUUAAAUUGUGACCAUGCAAAAAAUAUGCAGUGUUCAAAAACUGGCAGUGUAUUCAUCAAAUAUGAUUGUAUUGUUCCUCCCUUUACCCUAUGCAACAUGCGUACUGUUGAUACAGAAGCAAACAAACAAACAAACAUAUCUUUUUCAGGGAGACACUCACAGUUAGAGUGAUGAGGGAUUUAAUGAUACUGUAUAGAUAAUCUACAGUCAUUAUUAUAACUUGUAGGAAAAAACUGUAAUAUUUUAAUCUAUUUUUAUUAAAAUGAUUUUUUUUAUUGAAUUAAUAUAUUAUUGGACAAAUAAAUAUUCUGAACAAAA